Messenger RNA from Photinus pyralis (common eastern firefly), 830 nucleotides. RefSeq names its product CDP-diacylglycerol--inositol 3-phosphatidyltransferase. Gene Ontology annotation, biological process: phosphatidylinositol biosynthetic process. The transcript is spliced from 4 exons. NCBI's taxonomy places the organism in Eukaryota, Metazoa, Arthropoda, Insecta, Coleoptera, Lampyridae. The record is from RefSeq and is a predicted model, not a curated record. Gene Ontology annotation, molecular function: CDP-diacylglycerol-inositol 3-phosphatidyltransferase activity. Gene Ontology annotation, cellular component: Golgi apparatus; membrane. The coding region runs from base 114 to 761 and encodes 215 amino acids.
AUGAAUUGUCUAGUGAUUUCGGCGUAGCGCCAUCUAGCGCCGAUUUGGCGCAAAUCUCAAAUUAAAUCAAUACGAAACCACAAAAGUGGAAAUGUAAAGUUAAAACUACAAAAAUGAGUUCGGAAAAUAUAUUCCUCUUUGUGCCAAACAUUAUCGGUUACGGGCGGAUAAUCCUCGCGAUCAUCUCCUUUUACUUUAUGCCCACGAAUUACGUAGUGGCGACCGCUUGCUACGUCCUCUCCGCCCUUCUCGACGCCUUCGAUGGAUACGCCGCACGAUACUUCGAUCAGAGCACGAAAUUUGGCGCCAUGCUCGAUCAGCUCACCGACCGUUGCGGUACGAUGUGCCUGUGCGCCGUCCUCAUUUCGUUUUACCCGCGGUACUCGUUCUGGCUCCUUCUCUCCAUGACAAUCGACAUUGCCUGCCACUGGAUCUUCCUUCAUACCUCGCUCCUACAAGGGAAAAGUAGCCACAAAUUCGUCGACAUGUCCGAGAAUCCCAUCAUGAACCUCUACUACACCAAUCGUACCGUUCUCUUCUGGAUGUGCUUCGGUAACGAAGCAUUUUACUGUGCCCUUUACCUGUUGCACUUCACCGAGGGCCCGCUGAUCUUAGGUAUAUCUCUCUACCGCAUAGUCCUCUACCUGUCCACUCCGGUGGCGUUGAUCAAAUCCGGAAUUUCACUGCUGCACCUGUUCGUCGCCAGCAAGAAUCUCUCCAUUAUCGACGUUAAUGAACGUCGACGCGAGAAACGCGAGUAAAGGGCAUUCCAAAAAGAGUAUUGUUAAAUGUAUAGCUUUAUUGUGAAACAUUAAAAAACGUGUAACUUA